AUGGCGACUGCUCCGACCACCCAGCAGAACCUGGCCAGUCUGCCCGCUCACUCCAUGAGCGAUACCAACAUCACCAGUCACAUCGCCUCACGAUAUCACAGCCAUCUACCCAUCACAGCGCUUUCUUCUCAAGGAUACAUUUCCGUUAAUACUUACACUUCCUCCGCCAAGGGACCCAAUGGCGGCAAGGAUGGCAGCGCAAUGGGCGCCGCCGAGGAGCUGGCCGCUCGCAUGUGGACGAGACUUGGCCACAAGCAGGAGAGUCAGGCGGCUGUUUUCUUGUAAGUCCUUUCGGGGCCAAGAAUGGCGAAGCGCGGCUUCGUAGUCGCGAAGGGUGUAUGGAAGACUUCGUGAUGAGCAUCUUUGCUGACGUCUUCUCAUAGGGGUGAAUCGGGCACCGGAAAGACCACCAUAAGAUCGCACCUCCUUUCCUCCCUUCUCCAGUACUCGUCAACGCCUCUUUCGAAGAAGCUAUCUUUUGCUGCUUUCGUUUUCGACACCCUCACUACGACCAAGUCUGUCACAACACCGACUGCGUCGAAAGCCGGCCUCUUCUUCGAGCUACAAUAUGACACCUCCUCGAGCUUGCACCCCACCUUGAUCGGUGGCAAAGUUUUGGACCACAGAUUGGAGCGAAGCCGCAUUUCGGCCGUACCUCCCGGGGAACGCAAUUACCACGUCCUCUACUACCUACUUGCGGGCACUUCUCCCGCCGAGAAAGAGCACUUGGGUCUCGAUUUGGGCAACGGCCUCACCCAUGGCGUGGCCAACCGGGCUUCGAUGGGCUCGAGUACGAAGAGGUGGCGAUACCUUGGUCAUCCGUCGCAAUUGAAGGUUGGCAUCAACGAUGCGGAAGGAUUUCAGCACUUCAAGACUGCUCUGCGGAAGCUAGAGUUUCCGCGAGAGGAGAUUGCUCAUUUGUGUGAGGUUUUGGCGGCAAUCCUGCACAUCGGUCAGCUAGAGUUCAUGACCUCGCAGGCAACCACCCCUGCACCAGAUGAGAGCGGUGGAUAUGGCCAUGAGGGUGGCGAGGAUAUCACCGUGGUCAAGAACAAGGAUACUCUAGCGAUUGUGGCUGCUUUCUUGGGAGUCGCCGCGCAUACAUUGGAGCAGUCUCUGGGAUACCGCACCAAGAUUCUGCACCGCGAGCGCGUGACGAUCAUGCUCGAUCCCAAGGGAGCGCGCGAGAACGCAGAUGAGCUUGCUCGGACACUUUACAGCUUGAUGGUGGCCCUGAUCAUGGAGAGGAUCAACUCCAGAGUCUGCGCGAUUGAGGACUCGGUUGCAAACACCAUCUCCGUGGUCGACUUUCCCGGAUUCGCUCAGACUCCCUCCACUGGAAGCGUUCUGGACCAGCUCCUGUGCAACGCCGCCAACGAGUCUCUAUACAACUUCUGCCUGCAGAGCUUUUUCGAAAGAAAGGCUGAUCUGCUCGAGACGGAGGAGGUUCAGGUACCUGCGACGAGCUACUUCGACAACAGCGAUGCCGUCAAGGGCCUUCUCAAGCCCGGCAAUGGCCUGCUUAGCAUUCUUGACGACCAGAUGAAGCGUGGCAAGACUGACAUGCAGAUGCUGGAAUCUCUACGGAAGCGUUUUGACGGGAAGAACCCAGCCAUCGAGGUUGGAAGUGCCACUGUUACGCUACCUGGGAACAACUUCGCCACACACAACACUCAAGCGAGCUUCACCGUCAAGCAUUUUGCUGGAGAGCUCGAGUACCCGGUCGAAGGCCUUCUCGAGGAGAAUGGCGAAGUCAUCUCUGGCGACCUAAUGAACUUGGUCAACACAUCUACCAGCCCAUUUGUAGGCGAGCUUUUCGGCCAGGAAGCCCUCAACAAAGUGCUCCAUCCUAAGGAUCGCACUGCAGUCACGCAGGCUUCUGUUGCGUCCAAGCCGUCUCGCAUGCCAAGUAUGGCCCGCCGCAAAGGCAGCCGACCGCAGCUGGGCUCCAAGCGCACUCCGUUCGAAGACGACAAUGGCAGUGACGAAGGCCGUACCAGGAGCUUCUCGCGCUUUAAUCAGCCGGGCGAAGCUCAAUCGGGUGCCGCUGCCCAGUUCUUGUCUUCUCUCGACAACAUCACUAAGUCGCUCACUGCGCCCAACAGCAACUCUUACUUUUUCUUUUGCUUGAAGCCCAACGACAGACGCAUUGCCAAUCAGUUCGAUAGCAAGUGCGUGAGGACACAGAUUCAGACUCUAGGUAUCGCCGAGAUUGCUCAAAGGCUCAAGAACGCGGAUUUCAGCAUCUUUAUGCCAUUUGGAGAGUUCCUGGGUACCGCCGAAGGAGAAGUCUCAGUCGUUGGUAGUGAAAGAGAGAAGUCGGAGAUGAUCUUGGAGGAGAAGAGCUGGCCAAGUAACGAGGCUCGUAUCGGUACCACGGGUGUCUUCCUCAGCGAGCGCUGCUGGAGACACAUAGCUGGCGCUGGUGACUUGGGCGAGAUUCGUCCCUUCGACGAUGCUUACGGCGACUCUGGUAGACUCACGCCCGCCGGGAAAGGAGGCUUUGGAGAGUCGAAGGUGCAGCUCUUGCAGACUCCUGGCUCCGGCUACUAUGAUGAUAAAGCGGCUGGUUACUUCGGAAGCCGGGAUCUGGACGCAAAGAGCGACGCCGGUGCGUCAGCUUUCCGCGAAGGCGAUAUGUUCCGCAACCUGGAGACCCGCGAGCAGAUGGCUGAGAAGGGCAAUGAAGUCCAUGCUACCGAGAUCGAGGAACGUCCGACAUCUGGAAGCAGGCUUCGGUGGCUCUUCAUUGUCUACGCUUUCACCUGGUGGUGCCCCGAUUUCCUCAUCAGGACUGUUGGACGCAUGCCUCGCAAAGAUGUCCGCAUGGCAUGGAGAGAAAAGCUGGCCAUCAACUUGAUUAUCUGGUUGUCUUGUGCAUUUGUCGUGUUCUUUAUGAUUGGAUUUCCACGGAUCAUUUGUCCAACCCAGCACGUCUAUAGCUCUGAAGAGCUGACCUCGUACAACGGCAAGGACGGCGCCAAGUCGUACGUGGCCAUCCGAGGAGUCGUCUUCAGUCUCGACUCCUUCAUGCCAGUGCACUACCCGUCGAUCGUGCCACAGUCCGCUCUGAAGAAAUAUGCGGGCACAGACGCAACCAACCUCUUCCCAGUUCAGGUAUCGGCCAUGUGCCAAGGCGUCAACGAGACUGGUAUCGACCCGGCCGUCCAGCUCAACUACCAGUCUCACAACUACACUGGACAGACCACGGCAAUCAGCUCCACUGACACCAAUGCUCAAUAUCACGAUUUCCGAUGGGCAACCAACGAUUCCCGUCCAGCCUGGUUCGUUGAGCAGAUGAUCUACCUUCAGGGCAACUACUGGAAGGGUAACGUGGGAUACUCGCCACAAUAUAUCAAGACCCUCGCCAAGAAGCAGAACUCGAUCGCCUACAUCAACGGACGAGUUUACGACUUCACGGAAUAUAUUGCUGGUGGAAGGCAGCCUCAGUACCCUCCUGGCACGGACAAGCCCGAGACGCCACCAAACUCGAACUUCAUGGAUCAGACCGUGGUUAGCCUAUUCCAGCAACGUUCCGGUCAGGACGUGACCAAAUACUGGGAGGAUCUCAAGCUGGAUGCCGCCCUUCGCCAACGUAUGCAAGUGUGCAUGGACAAUCUCUUCUACGUUGGCAAUGUCGACACGCGCAGCAGCCCACAGUGUCAAUUCGCGAAGUACAUUCUUCUGGCCAUAUCUCUGCUGCUAGUAUCUGUCAUUUGCUUCAAGUUUCUGGCGGCUCUACAAUUCGGAAAGAAGAACGUCCCGGAGAACCUCGACAAGUUUGUCAUCGCCACUGUCCCAGCUUACACGGAAGACGAGGACUCUUUGCGCCGUGCCAUCGACUCUGCUGCUCGCAUGCGAUACGAUGAUAAGCGCAAAUUGCUGUUCAUCAUCUGCGACGGCAUGAUUAUCGGUCAAGGCAACGACAGGCCAACGCCGCGCAUCGUUUUGGACAUUCUUGGAGUACCAGAGACCGUCGAUCCAGAGCCACUCAGCUUCGAAUCUUUGGGCGAGGGUCUCAAGCAGCACAACAUGGGCAAGGUCUACUCAGGUCUUUACGAAGUACAAGGACAUAUUGUGCCCUUCAUUGUCAUUGUCAAGGUCGGAAAGCCUUCCGAAGUCUCUAGACCUGGCAACCGUGGCAAGCGUGACUCGCAAAUGAUCUUGAUGCGCUUCCUCAACCGCGUCCACUACAACCUGCCCAUGACGCCACUAGAACUCGAACUCCACCACCAGAUACGAAACGUGAUAGGAGUCAACCCGACUUUCUAUGAGUUCCUGCUGCAAAUCGAUGCCGACACGGUCGUUGCUCCGGAUUCCGCUACACGUUUCGUGUCUGCGUUUGUGAACGACACCAAGUUGAUUGCAGUGUGCGGUGAAACCGCCCUUACCAACGCCAAAGCGUCAUUCAUCACGAUGAUGCAGGUGUACGAGUACUACAUAUCGCACAACCUGACCAAGGCCUUCGAAUCGCUCUUUGGAUCCGUCACCUGUUUGCCCGGUUGUUUCACCAUGUACCGUAUCCGAGCUGCAGAGACUGGAAAGCCGCUCUUCGUUUCCCGGGAGAUUGUCGACGACUAUAGUGAAGUUCGCGUCGACACCCUUCACAUGAAGAACCUUUUGCACCUUGGUGAGGACAGAUAUCUGACCACGCUGCUUAUGAAAUACCACUCCAAGUACAAGACGAAGUAUAUCAUGCGCGCACAUGCUUGGACGAUAGCACCAGACAGCUGGGCCGUCUUUACCUCCCAACGUCGACGAUGGAUCAACAGUACCGUUCACAACCUGAUCGAAGUCAUCCCUCUGCAACAGCUCUGCGGUUUCUGCUGUUUCAGUAUGAGAUUCGUCGUGUUUAUCGACUUGCUCUCGACCAUUGUGCAGCCUGUCAUCGUCGGUUACAUCGUCUACCUGAUCGUCGAAGUGGCCAAGAAUCCAAGCACGGUGCCGGUAACUGCGUUUAUCCUGCUUGGUGCGAUUUACGGUCUGCAAGCCAUCAUCUUUAUUCUGCGGCGCAAAUGGGAAAUGGUCGGUUGGAUGUUGAUUUACAUGGUUGCCACCCCGAUCUUCUCCUGCGCUCUGCCACUUAUUGCGUUUUGGAACAUGGACGACUUCUCUUGGGGCAACACACGCAUGGUUACCGGUGAGAAAGGCAAGCAGAUCAUUGUGUCUGAUGAGGGCAAAUUCGAUCCCGAUAGCAUCCCGAAGAAGAAGUGGGAAGAAUACCAGGCCGAGCUUUGGGAUGCCUCUGCCAGCGCCAGAGACCUCGGCGAUACCAGAUCCGAAAUGUCUGGUAUCUCGUACGGGACCAAGAGCUGGCAUCCCAAUGCUCCCGGACCUCAGUCUGUGUAUGGUGACGUGAACGGCUAUCAGAGCCGACACAUGAGCCAGCUCACGGUGCCGCAGAUGCAGCAGUAUAACGGCUCGCAUAUGAGUCUUGGAAUGCAAUCGGAGAUGGGCAUGCCGAUUGGAGAUAUGUCGGACAUGCCAUCUGAUGAUGCGAUCUUGGCUGAGAUUCGGGAGAUCCUCAGGACGGCUGAUUUGAUGACUGUUACGAAGAAGAGCAUCAAGGCGGAAUUGGAGAGGAGAUUUGGGGUUCCAAUGGAUUCCAGGAGGCAGUAUAUUGGGAGUGCUACGGAGGCUAUCCUGAGUGGACAGCUAUAA
Molecule: messenger RNA, 5661 nt
Organism: Lecanosticta acicola
Lineage: Eukaryota; Fungi; Ascomycota; Dothideomycetes; Mycosphaerellales; Mycosphaerellaceae
Source: the annotation of a GenBank genome assembly